UUGUGGGCCUGUUUUUUUCCCCCCUCUGCAGCCAUGGACUGGGAGAAGGCUUGGAACAGGUCCAUGGGGAACUCCACGGACUGGACCUCCGACUCCUCGUCCUCUUCGUCCUCGCCCUGCUCCAACUCUUCCCCCCUCGUCUUCUCGCCCACUUCCCUGUCCGCGCCCCCCUUCACCGGCUUCGACCUCCUGCUCGGCCUGAGGCUCCUCUUCAUCCCGCUCUACUCGGCCGUGGUGCUGAUCGCUUGCUCGGGGAAUCUCCUCCUGCUGUUUCUCAUCUGGCGCGACAAGAAGCGACGCAACACCACCAACUUCCUCAUCGGCAACCUGGCGCUGGUGGACCUGGCCAUGUGCAUCUUCUGCGUGCCCCUGACGGCCUCCUACGCCUUCGACCGGCGCGGCUGGGUGUUCGGCUACCACAUGUGCCACUUUGUGAGCGUCAUGCAGUCGGCGGCCGUCUACGCCGCCGUCCUGUCCCUCACCGCCAUCGCCGUGGACCGCUACGUGGUGGUGGCCUACCCGGUCCGGAAGCGGGCGGGCUGCCAGUUCUGCUGGGGUCUGGUGGCCCUGAUCUGGCUGUCGGCCCUGGCCCUGUCCACCCCCGUGGCGCUGCACACCGUCCACCUGGAUCUCCGCGCCGCCGGCCUGGAGAUGGCCGUGUGCGAGGAGUUCUGGGACGGCCAGGAGCGCGGCCGCCUGCUCUACUCCUGCUUCAGCCUGCUCUUCUCCUACUUCGUCCCGCUGGCCGCCGUCUCCGUGUCCUACUGCGCCAUUUCCUACCACCUGAAACGCAGGACCAGGUCGGGCCUGACGGCCUGCGCCGAGCUGAGGUCGGCGCGGGCGGCCUGGAGCAGACGGCGGAGGAAAACCUUCUGCCUGCUGCUGGGCGCCGUGCUCUGCUUUGCCUUCUCCUGGCUUCCCUUACAGGUGGUGAACUUGAUUCGAGACCUGGACACAGACUUCGCCAUAUUGGGGAAGAAUUACGUAAAUGUCAUCCAGGUGUCGGCUCACCUGCUGGCGAUGAGCUCCACCUGCUACAACCCGUUCAUUUACGCCUCGUUGCACAACAAGUUUAUCUCCUAUUUGUGUCUGCACCUCCUGUCCCGGGGAAGGGGGGGCGGAAAGGACAGAGGUCAAGGGUCAAGCAUGCUGACCGUCUCCCACAGAAUGCAGCGCCUUCACACCUGCACCACCGUGGCCGACUCUGCUGUCAAUGAGAGCGCUCCGCGGGGAAACAACUAG
This is a messenger RNA of Menidia menidia (Atlantic silverside), 1242 nucleotides long. The record is from the annotation of a GenBank genome assembly. NCBI's taxonomy places the organism in Eukaryota, Metazoa, Chordata, Actinopteri, Atheriniformes, Atherinopsidae.